GAGAGAGAGAGAGAGAGAUAGGACUUCCUCCCCGAUCGCAAAGUGAAGUCACUUCCCAAAAUUAGCUGAAAAAAAAGUUUCAUCCGGUUAACUGUCUCUCCGCUACAACAACAAACGUGCCUAGGGGAGCAAGGGCUGGGCGCUAGCACGGGGCACACAGAGCCGGCCCAGGGCGCCAGGGAGGCCGCGCCGGGCCAAUCUGAAGGGGCUGCGAGGUCAGGCUGUAACCGGGUCAAUGUGUGGAAUAUUGGGGGGCUCGGCUGCAGACUUGGCCAAAUGGACGGGACUAUUAAGGAGGCUCUGUCGGUGGUGAGUGACGACCAGUCCCUCUUUGAGUCAGCAUACGGAGCCGCAGCCCAUCUCCCCAAGGCAGACAUGACUGCUUCGGGGAGUCCUGACUAUGGGCAGCCCCACAAGAUCAACCCCCUCCCGCCGCAGCAGGAGUGGAUCAAUCAGCCAGUGAGGGUCAAUGUCAAGCGGGAAUAUGACCACAUGAAUGGAUCCAGGGAGUCUCCGGUGGACUGCAGUGUUAGCAAAUGCAGCAAGCUCGUGGGUGGAGGCGAAUCCAACCCCAUGAACUACAACAGCUACAUUGACGAGAAGAACGGUCCCCCUCCUCCCAACAUGACCACCAAUGAACGGAGAGUCAUUGUGCCCGCAGACCCCACGCUGUGGACGCAGGAGCACGUGCGCCAGUGGCUGGAGUGGGCCAUCAAGGAAUACGGCUUGAUGGAGAUCGACACGGCCUUCUUCCAGAACAUGGACGGCAAGGAACUCUGCAAAAUGAACAAGGAGGACUUCCUGCGAGCCACCUCCCUCUACAACACCGAAGUGCUGUUGUCACACCUCAGUUACCUCAGGGAAAGUUCACUGCUGGCCUAUAACACAACCUCCCACACCGACCAGUCCUCACGACUGAGUGUCAAAGAAGAUCCUUCUUAUGACUCAGUCAGGAGAGGAGGAUGGGGUAAUAACAUGAAUUCUGGCCUCAACAAAAGUCCUCCCCUUGGAGGAGCACAGACGAUGAGCAAGAACACUGAACAGCGGCCCCAGCCAGAUCCAUAUCAGAUCCUGGGUCCCACGAGCAGCCGUCUGGCCAAUCCUGGAAGUGGGCAGAUCCAGUUGUGGCAAUUUCUCCUCGAGCUACUCUCCGACAGUGCCAAUGCCAGCUGCAUCACCUGGGAGGGGACCAAUGGGGAGUUCAAAAUGACGGACCCAGACGAAGUGGCCAGGCGCUGGGGGGAGCGGAAGAGCAAGCCCAACAUGAAUUAUGACAAGCUGAGCAGAGCCCUCCGGUAUUACUAUGAUAAAAACAUUAUGACCAAAGUCCAUGGUAAAAGGUAUGCCUACAAGUUUGACUUCCAUGGCAUUGCCCAGGCUCUGCAACCACACCCGACCGAGUCAUCCAUGUACAAGUACCCUUCCGAUAUCUCCUACAUGCCUUCCUACCACGCCCACCAGCAGAAGGUGAACUUCGUCCCUCCCCAUCCAUCCUCCAUGCCCGUCACUUCUUCCAGCUUCUUUGGAGCAGCAUCACCAUAUUGGACCUCCCCAACUGGUGGGAUCUACCCUAAUCCCAAUGUCCCCCGUCAUCCUAAUACCCAUGUGUCUUCACACUUAGGCAGCUACUACUAGAAGCUUAACCAUGGUGGCCUUCCACUCUUCCCGGAUACUUUGGACCCUAAAGGACCUAUGUGGCCUCUGGUUGAAAACAAAACUGGAUGUUCUUUCUUGUUGGAUAAAACCUUUGUUCUUUAAAAAAAAUUUUUUUUAAUGUCAUUAACUCUUGCUUCCUCUACCGAAAGAAAAAGAUGGAUCCUUCCAUGGGCCAGUAGACCAGUUUGGAUUCUUAACCUCCUAUCAUUUUUUUUAAAUGAAUGGAAUAUUUUAGAUGACUGGAAUGAUUCUAUCAUGGUUCUAAAACAAAACAAAAAAAGAAGCUGUAAAUUUUCUUUCUACUUUUUAAUGACCAAAGCAGUUUCUUAUCAACACACGGGUCUCAUCAUUGUAGGAUUCAAUACAAUAAUGAAUCAUGGACUUAACCAGUCAUGUUCUGGUUCGAAACUAAGUGGAAAUAGAGGCAGGAAGCUCAGAAUCUUACUUUUAAGAGGACCAAGUUCAGUGGAUGGCAACUGGAACACUGGUUGUAAGGCCAGUGAAGUUUUCACCCAACUGGAAUUUAAAAGACAUGACGUGUGUGUGUGAGUGUGAGUGUGUGUGUGUGUGUGUGUGUGUGUAUUUAUGAACCCAUGGGCAUCGGAAAAUCCCUGUUAGUGGUCCAUAUGCACUCAGCUUAUUGUUCUCUCUACAAAUAGUCAAGCUUUGAACUAAGAAAUUCUAAUGCAAACACAGACAUUCCUGAAAGACAAAUGAUUUAGAUAACUAUUUUUUGUAAUGACAAUGGGUCCCAGAACUUUGAAAAGUCACGGGGAUUUCUAAACUCAAACAGAUUCGCAAGCGCUGUGCGUUUGUUAGACCAUCAGACCAGGGUCGACCAAUCAGAAGGCAUCUUACUGUAUAAAUUAUGCAGAGUUAUUUUCCUAUAUCUCACAGUAUUAAGAAAAUAAAUAAUUAAAAAAUUAAAAAGAAUAAAUAAACGAGUUGACCUCGGUCACAAAUACAAUGUUACUAUCAAAUCAAUCCUUGUUAUUUUUUUAAGUGUAAUUUGUACAUCUUUUUUUUUUGUCAAUCUGUACAUUUGGGUUCUUUGUACGUUUUUAUAGCUGGUUUUUAAAAAAUGCAUAAUGUGACUAUUGCUGAAAAGAAAACAGAGUGUCUAAGUCAUUGACUUAAUAGGAAAAAGAAGCACUGGUGAUAUUUAACAGCCAUGCAGGGGCAAGAGCGGUCCAUUUAAAUCUUUAAUGCUUUGGAAAUGUGUGUAAAUAACCGCAUUGCAAUAAUCACAACUCUGGAAAGGACAACCAAACUUUCCCUUGUGGAGGCAAGGGAUUUUCCUGCUCUAUAUAUGCAAUAUAUUUUUAGACUUUAAAAUAUAUAUAAUUUUGCAGGUAAUCGCUGACUUUUAACUAUAUUAAGUGUUAAGCUGACAACUGUCAUGAAGACUAUGUUGUAAAAUAAUUUGACUAAAUAAAUUGUGCCUUCUCUCAGAA
Messenger RNA from Dipodomys ordii (Ord's kangaroo rat), 3110 nucleotides. It is a transcript of the gene Fli1, whose product is annotated as Fli-1 proto-oncogene, ETS transcription factor. NCBI's taxonomy places the organism in Eukaryota, Metazoa, Chordata, Mammalia, Rodentia, Heteromyidae. Gene Ontology annotation, molecular function: DNA-binding transcription factor activity, RNA polymerase II-specific; sequence-specific DNA binding. The record is from RefSeq and is a predicted model, not a curated record. The coding region runs from base 277 to 1635 and encodes 452 amino acids. The transcript is spliced from 9 exons. Gene Ontology annotation, biological process: cell differentiation; regulation of transcription by RNA polymerase II. Gene Ontology annotation, cellular component: nucleus.